Molecule: messenger RNA, 987 nt
Organism: Epithele typhae
Lineage: Eukaryota; Fungi; Basidiomycota; Agaricomycetes; Polyporales; Epitheliaceae
Exons: 5
Coding region: 1-987 (328 amino acids)
Cellular component (GO): cytoplasm; nucleus
Molecular function (GO): RNA binding
Source: RefSeq, a predicted model, not a curated record
AUGUCGGUGGCCAGCAGGAAUCCGUUUGCCCUCCUCGAUGAUGAUGCUUCGCGGCCGGCGAGCCCAUCUCCUGCCGCUACGGCCAAGCAGGCAGCGCCUGCAGCCACCGCCCCCGCUGCUCGCGAUGGUGCCCAGAAGACCCGUGGUGGUCCUGCCUCAAGAGGGGGCCGCUACUACCAACGCGGCGGCAAGACUGCUCCUCGUGACAAGGAGAAUGCUGAGGCUGCUGGUGACGACAGCGAGCCCAAGAAGCGUGUCGAUGGCGAAGGCCGUGGUCGUGGCCGUGGCCGGGGACGCGGCGAUCGCGGACGAGGUGGUCGUGGACGCCCCUUCGAUCGCCACAGCAUGACUGGCAAGACCGACUCAGACAAGAAGGUCCACCAAGGUUGGGGUGGCGACGAGGGCACUUCCGAGCUGAAGGCCGAGGCCGCGGCCGUCACCGACGCCGCCGCCGAGUCCAACGAAUGGGGCGCAGCGGCCCCGGCUCCCGAUGCUGAUGCCUGGGGUGCUGGUCCCACCGAUACCCCCGCCGCCGAGGGCGCUGCGGACGAGAAGGCUGAGCGCAAGCCCCGCGAGCCCCGCGAGCCUGAAGAAGAUGACAACACGCUCACCCUGGACGAAUACCGCAAGAAGCAAGGCGGCCUGGACAUCGUUCCGAAGCUCGAGAGUCGCAAGAUUGAUGACGCAGCGUUCAAGGAUGCCGUCGUCGUCGCCAAGAAGGACGAAGAAGAGAGCGCCUACUUUGUUGGCAAGACGAGGUCUGCUCCUAAGACCAAAACCAAGAAGGAGGAGAAGGUCUUCAUUGAAAUUGAUGCUCGCUUUGAGCGUCCGGCGCGCGGUGGUCGCGGCCGUGGUGGAGACCGUGGUGCCGAGCGCGGCACCCGUGGUCGUGGCCGUGGCGGAGGUCGUGGUCGUGGUGCGAACGGGACGGGCACCACUACGUCGCUUAACGUGAACGACGAGACCGCCUUCCCCUCGCUGGCCUGA